Messenger RNA from Colletotrichum spaethianum, 663 nucleotides. RefSeq lists its product as uncharacterized. The transcript has a single exon. The coding region runs from base 1 to 663 and encodes 220 amino acids. The record is from RefSeq and is a predicted model, not a curated record. Lineage: Eukaryota; Fungi; Ascomycota; Sordariomycetes; Glomerellales; Glomerellaceae.
AUGCAGCAGACCACGAGGCCAUUGACCCAACACCGUCCAUCUCUCUCGACCGUCUCCUCCUCCGGACUCACGACACGACAAUCCCACUCACGUACCAACUCUCACUCCAUUCUCGGCGGCGCUCUGAAUGCCAACCACCGCGUCACCCGCCGCAAGUCCAUGACAAACACCGCUGCGAACGCGGCGGCCAUGGCAGCAGCAAUCAAGGAAAUCGGCGGUGACAAAGUCACGCCCAUUGCCGUUAGCUCUCGCCGUAACACGGCGUCAAAGAGCGCUGCCGCCCGCGUUGCAAUCGUCGGAAGCCUACCUUCCCCUCCUGCGAGUCUGCCAACACAGAAGUUCCACUUGGACGGGAAGACGGACAUCCAUGAGAGCGCCAUUGAGGACGACCCGAACAACGGGUCGGCAGACGAAGGCGAGAACAAUGAUCAGAAGGCUCGCAUCCGUCGCGCCAGCGACGGGCAGCCCCUCAUCAAGGAGGGCAGCCGAAAGUUCAACCGCGUUGAACUCAAGUGCGAGACGUGUGGAAAGGGAUACAAGCACAGCAGUUGCCUGACCAAGCAUUUGUUCGUCCCCCUUCUCAUUUCCAAACCCACAUCCCCAAUGUUCCCCGGUAUAAGCUCUCGAGAUCAGAUUGCUGGAUUCCUCUUGAUCGAUGUGUAG